Messenger RNA from Perca flavescens (yellow perch), 2227 nucleotides. It is a transcript of the gene cxxc5b, whose product is annotated as CXXC finger protein 5b. The transcript has 3 exons. The record is from RefSeq and is a predicted model, not a curated record. Gene Ontology annotation, molecular function: methyl-CpG binding; zinc ion binding. Gene Ontology annotation, cellular component: nucleus. NCBI's taxonomy places the organism in Eukaryota, Metazoa, Chordata, Actinopteri, Perciformes, Percidae. Bases 833 to 1717 code for a protein of 294 amino acids.
GCUGCAGUGUCCACCAGCACCAGUGGCCAUUUUAAGAUGUGGCAGUAUUUGUGGUGACCACUAGGAGACGCUGUGUUUACACGGAUAGUCCAGGCCAGACCGUGAACGCGAGUACGGUGGGCCCCUGCUCCCAUAGUGACACGUACACGCAAGUGCGCACACACACACACACAGAGACACGCACGAGGUAUCUGGCUGCGUGCCAGAUGCAACGGAGGGCUCUCACAAGAGGUGGACUGGACUCCGCCGUCCCCGUGUGAGAGGAGUCACCUUUAACGGGCAGCAGCGUCACAGAGGGACAGAACGGAGAACGGCGACGCUUUACAAGUGGAGGAACACUAGCAUGUAGGUGUUCCUACUGACAGCUGUCCGUGCAUGUUGAAGUGUUCCUGUGGAUGUGAUGGGGGUCGCUCAGACCACGGUCUCGGCUGCAGAGUCCACUUCGCAUUUUGAGCGACGCCCCCAAAUUCCGUGCAGAGUGUUUGCAGACCCUCCGGGACGGAGAGGUGGAGGAGGAAUCGGCAGCUCCGCCGUCCAUAUACACCACAAUCAGCACGCCAUUAGUUCAUGACUUCAUCAUACGUGUGACAGGAAGAGUUCGGGCCCUAUUUAGAAGCUCUCCAGGACUCUGAGGCUGCUGCAGAGAAUGGGAAUAGGGACACAGGCCAAGGCUUGCCAUUUUGGCUGAAGUAACAGCAGGACGGUUGUCAACCCCGCAUCGGCUUCAAUCCCCUUCUCCCUCACCUCUCCUCCCACACACACACACACACACACACACACACACACACACACACUCGCACAAGGACAGACACCCCCACACACAGCCACUGCUAUGUCCACUGCCGUAGACAUCGCUGGCCCUUCCUCCCCAGAUCAGGCCCACAGCAGUGCUAAAAUCCCCAAUGAGCCACUGAGACCCAGCCUUAAGCGCUCCAACCACCCCUACGGCCUCUCCCAUUACAUCUCCAGCCCUUCCCCGGCCGUGGACGUCAAAGGCCUGAUCCAGCCCUCCCCGGCCCAGCAGCGGGCUGCCCAGCCUGUGCACACCAAACCUCGCCGGGCCCCCUCCUGGCCUGACAUGUGGGAGUCGCCCAGCGGGCUCCACCUGGCCCACGCCGCAGAGCUGCUGAUGCGCGCCGGGCUGCUGGCUCUGACCCCUGCCACCACAGAGCAGGCCGGCCUGGGCGCACAGAGCAGCCAGCCCGCUAAAAGGGAGGCUGCAGAGGCAAAGGGGGACGGGGAGGGAGGUGGAUCCGGGCCUGAGGAGGAGGAAGAGGACUCCUCUGGAUGCGGCACUGACUUCCAACCCUUCCUGGGGGCUUGGUUCCCCUUCAGCCCCGCUCUGUUUCCCCUGGCAGGCUUCCAGAUGGGGGGAGGCCACUGGAGGAGCGCGGCCAUGGGAGCUGAGGGCAUCGAGGGGCUGGUGGCCGAGGGCUACUCCCCCGGCUCUCUGGGCGGGGGCGGCGGAGGGAGAAGGAAGAGGAAGAGGUGCGGGGAGUGCGUACCUUGUCGGCGUCAGACGAACUGCGAACAGUGCAGCAGCUGUCGCAAUCGCAAGAGGGGACACCAGAUCUGUAAAUACAGGAAGUGCGAGGAGCUGAAGAGGAAGCCGGGAGGUCCCGGGUUUGAGAGCAGAGUGUCCGGGUUUGACCUAAGGGGCUCCGACUUUACUUUGGGUCUGGCACAGGAGAGAGGCAACGGCGCCUUGGAUGGAUAGUAACGUAUGCGGUGGCAGCAUUUGUCAGAGGAUCCUGGUUGGAUGAUUGUUGAGGAGCUGCAGUUAGUAAAAACACACAGGACACCAUGAUACCAUACCCGGACUGUGGUUCAAAGAUGUUUAAUGAGGAGUAUGCAGCUCCGUUUGAGAAUGUCCACACUCGUUCCCAUCCUUUCUUUUGACAAUCAGUGAAUUGGAGAGGAGAGAAAGAAGGAUACCAAUGUGUGUCAAUAUUUAGAUGACGACAAAAAUGCUGUAAAUAGACUGUAAAUAGCUGGAAAACAUUAUGUCUUUUUUUACAUCCCUUUCCAGUUUGGAUGUAUUGUGUUUCAACAUAAAAAAAAGGAGCCAAAUUUUUUGUUUCUAAUGGGAAGUUUUGUUUCUGUUGUUCUGACGUCACUGCAUCAGUAAGAAAUGAAUAAGUUCAGCUGAGGCUAAAUUAUUUCAUGUGCAACUUGUACUGUAUAGCUCUGUUUGCCCUUUUGAAAUAAAAGAAAUUGGCCAUGUUUA